This is a messenger RNA of Oncorhynchus nerka (sockeye salmon), 3003 nucleotides long. Its product is annotated as oocyte zinc finger protein XlCOF6-like. Gene Ontology annotation, molecular function: DNA-binding transcription factor activity, RNA polymerase II-specific; RNA polymerase II transcription regulatory region sequence-specific DNA binding. Gene Ontology annotation, cellular component: nucleus. The transcript is spliced from 2 exons. Bases 296 to 2404 code for a protein of 702 amino acids. The record is from RefSeq and is a predicted model, not a curated record. Gene Ontology annotation, biological process: regulation of transcription by RNA polymerase II. NCBI's taxonomy places the organism in Eukaryota, Metazoa, Chordata, Actinopteri, Salmoniformes, Salmonidae.
AACUUGUGACCCGGACGUACUUAGGUCUUCUUGCCUGCUUCGCAGCGGUCAACAAAGCUAUUCUUUCAACCACCUCAGUAGCUUGAUAGCCAACAAUAAACCGAAACAUUGACGGUCAUAGGCCAUUUUUGUGAACAUUAACUAAUCUUAGUGUUUUAAACACGCGUCUGUUUACGUAUCUACUGGUUAAGUUUGACCUAAUUUGCUCAAUACAUUUGCAAACCUGUUAAGAUUGAUACUGAGCCUAGCACUAGGAUAGUCGCUAAUGCUAAAUAGCUAGCUAAUAUCUCCGACCAUGAGCUCAUUAAAUUAUUCCCCCUCUACUAAAGAAGAUGAGGUUUGUUGCACGGAGACCGAAGCUCUGGGGCUGAACAUUGUCGUGAAAGAAGAAGAUGGUGGUGUUACAGUGAAAGGAGAUGAAGACGUUUUCAGAAUUAAAAAGGAGGAAGAGGAGGAUGUUACAGUGAAAGAAGAGAAAGAACAUUUUGGGCCAGAAGAGGGGAUAAAGGCUGUCAUAGUGGAAGAAGAGGAGGUAGAAGCUUUCAGAAUGAAAAAGGAGGAAGAGGAAGAUGUCACAUUGAAAAAAGAGGAGGAGGAUGUUACAGUGAAAGAAGAGAAAGAACAAUUUGGAGUGAAAGAGGAAGAGGGGAUAGAGGCUGUCACAGUGGAAGAUGAGGAGGUAGAACCUUUCAGAAUUAAAAAGGAGGAAGAGGAAGCUGUCACAGUGGAAGAGGAGGUGGUAGAAGCUUCGAUAAUGAAAAGGGAGGAAGAGGAAGAUAUCACAUUGAAAAAAGAGGAGGAGGAUGUUAUAUUGAAAGAAGAGAGAGAACAUUUUGGAGUGAAAGAGGAAGAGUAUGCUAUCUCAAUAAAAGAGGAGAAGGAAGACGUUUUGGGAGCGAAAGAGGAUGAUGAUGAAGAGGAAGAAGAAGAAGGAGGAGGGGAGGAGGAGGAGGAGACAGAAGAUCUGAUUAACACCAGAGAGAGAACAGACUCUCAUUCUGAAAGCGGGACGAGUCCUUCAGAAGAACCUGACCGAGAGACGUCCAAACCAGCGAGACCACACCACUGCUCCCAGUGUGGAAAGAGAUUUAUCCGGAUAGGGCACCUGAAAGAACACAUGAAAACACACACAGGGGAGAAACCUUAUCACUGCUCCCAGUGUGGAAAGGGUUUUGGACAGUCAGGGCAUCUAAAGGUGCAUGAAAGAAGACACACUGGAGAGAAGCCAUAUCAAUGCUCCCAGUGUGAAAAGAAAUGUUUCUCACCAGGGGACCUGAAGUCACAUGAGAGAACACACACACAGUCUUUAGAGAGGCCUUUCCAAUGCGCUCAGUGUGGAAAGAGAUUUAUCCAGUCGUCGCAUCUGAAAGAGCAUGAAAGAAUACACACAGGAGAGAAGCCGUAUCAAUGCUCUCAGUGUGGAAAGGGUUUUAGAUACUCAGGGCAUUUAAAAGUGCAUGAAAGAACCCACACUGGAGAGAAGCCGUAUCAAUGCUCCCAGUGUCAAAAGGGUUUUUUCUCACCAGGGGACCUGAGAAAACAUGAGAGAACACAUUUAGUAGAUAGGCCUUUCCAAUGCUCUCAAUGUGGAAAGAGGUUUAUGCAGUCAUCACAUCUGAAAAAACACAAGAGAAUACACACAGGCGAACAACCAUUCCAAUGCUCUCAUUGUGGAAAAAGUUUUACCCGUUUAGGGAACUUGAAAACGCAUGAGAUGACACACACGGGAGAGAAGCCUUUCCACUGCUCCUUCUGUGGAAAACGUUUUACCCAUUUAGGGAACCUGAAAAUGCAUGAGAUGACACACACAGGAAAUAAGCCUUAUCACUGCUCCCAGUGUGGAAAAGGUUUUGGACACUCAGGGCAUUUAAAAGUGCAUGAAAGAACACACACUGGAGAGAAGCCGUAUCAAUGCUCCCAAUGUGAAAGUAAAUUUUUCUCAUCGGGGGACCUGAAAUCACACGAGAGAACACACACUGUAGAGAGGCCUUUCCAAUGCUCUCAGUGUGGAAAGAGUUUUACCCGGUUAGGGAAUCUGAAUAUGCAUUUGAGAACACACACAGGGGAGAAGCCAUACCACUGUUCAGACUGUGGAAAGAGAUUUAUCCAGCUAGGGGACCUGAAAUCACAUGAGCGGACACACACAGGAGAUAAGCCUUUCCAAUGCUCUCAGUGUGGAAAAAGUUUUGCCUGGUUAGGGAACUUGAAAAUGCAUGAGAGAAUACACACAGGAGAGAAGCCUUUCCACUGCUCCUUGUGCGGAAAGAGUUUUACCUUUUUAGGGACACUGAAAAAACAUGAGAUGACGCACACAGGAGAGAAGCCUUUCCAAUGCUCCCAAUGUGGAAAGAGUUUUACCCAGUUAGUGAACCUGAAAAGGCAUGAAGGAACACACACAGGAUAGAAUCCUUUCCAGUGUUCUCAUUGUGGAAAGACAUUUUCCCAGUCAGAGGACAUGAAAUCACAUGAGAGAAUAGUGGCUGUGUUCUGACUUAUAUAGUUUUGACAAACUUUUUGUGCUUUGGUUUAUGCCACAUUAAAUAAAAUUGUAAUGUAAGAAAAAAAAUAGGCUUUUACUUUUGUUCUUAGUUAAUUUUUUCUCUCAAAACAUGUUCACAUCUAAAAUUAGAAUAUAUUUUGCAUGUAUUUGAUUUUCAUUAUGAAUUGUUUUUGAUCAAUAUACACCCUUAUCAUUAUAUGAUUUGGAUAUUGUUAUUUAAAAAAUAAAAUAAAAAUGUCAUGAAUCAUUCAUGUUUUUUUCUUGAUUCUGAUCUUAACCUCUUGAAUUUAGUCGUUGUGUUUUUCAUUGAGUUCAUUUGUGUAGAUUAGUUAUUAUUAAGCUGUGUGAUAAUUAGAUGACGUUGUUCUGAUAACAUUGAUAAGUUGUUGACAUGAUAAAACAUUUACUACCUCAAUGUCCAUCAGAUAAAACACAGGUGCUGAUUUGUAAAAAUGAUUUGAUUAUUUCAACAUUUAACUGAAUAAAAGUAAACUGAUAUUUUU